Molecule: messenger RNA, 979 nt
Organism: Aethalodelphis obliquidens (Pacific white-sided dolphin)
Lineage: Eukaryota; Metazoa; Chordata; Mammalia; Artiodactyla; Delphinidae
Product: astrotactin-2-like
Exons: 3
Coding region: 342-692 (116 amino acids)
Biological process (GO): neuron migration; neuron cell-cell adhesion
Cellular component (GO): membrane; endosome
Molecular function (GO): inositol 1,3,4,5 tetrakisphosphate binding
Source: RefSeq, a predicted model, not a curated record
CUGGAUUCUGGAACCCGUCCUUAGCACCAGGGCCUCGGGGCUGGGACUCAGGGAGCCAGAGGCAUCCCACCAAGGCCGUUCACAGGCUCACGAGUCAGUCUCUUCUGUGACUACGAGCUCCCUGCCCUCCUUCCCAGCAGCACCUGCAGCCUCCGCUUCCUCCAUCUGGCAGCCUCUCUGCUCCUCUCCACAGGGAAAACAACUUCAUCAAGGACUUUCCUCAGCUGGCCGACGGGCUGUCAGUGAUCCCGCUGCCGGUGGAGGAGCAGUGCCGGGGGGUCCUCUCCGAGCCCCUCCCAGACCUCCAGCUGCUCACCGGAGACGUCAGGUAUGAUGAGGCCAUGGGUUACCCCAUGGUGCAGCAGUGGCGGGUCCGCAGCAACCUGUACCGCGUGAAGCUCAGCACCAUCACCCUCUCGGCAGGCUUCACCGACGUCCUCAAGAUCCUGACCAAGGAGAGCAGUCGGGAGGAGCUGCUGUCCUUCAUCCAGCACUACGGCUCACACUACGUCGCAGAAGCCCUCUAUGGCUCCGAGCUCACCUGCGUCAUCCACUUCCCCAGCAAGAAGGUCCAGCAGCAGCUGUGGCUCCAGUAUCAGAAAGGUAAGCCUGGAGGGCUUGCUGGAGGUGGUGGCCAGAUGCAGUGCGGGGGUAAGGCUGCGGGGGAGAUAACUGAGCUCCCUGGGAGCUAAAUCCUGGCUCUGCCCCAUAGAAACUGGGUGGCCUUAGGCAAGUCCCUGCCCCUCUCUGGGCUUCUCGUUCACUGUGGAUGGAAUGAAGGGCUGUGUGAUGCUUUCUCAGGAGUCUUUCAGUUCAGGCAUUUCCUGAGAACCCGGGGUGGUGUUCCGGACUCCAGAACCCUGGCCUUCUACUGCACGCUCCUUGUUUCCCACUCUCUCCCCUUGAAACAACUGCCAGGGUCGGCGGGUGGAGGAGGCUGUGGGGUGGGAGUGUGUCUCCUUGACACCUUCUUCUCUUC